GCUUAUUCCACCAUAGAAAUUAGUGUAAAAUGAGCAGGAGAAGAAAACACUUACUAUCUGACUCAUCCAAACUGAAUUUAUCUUAUUUACAAGCAAAACUUUUCAAUGAUCACACAGAUUAAAAUUCUUGAAAAAAAUUUAUCUGCAAACAGUGUGAUCAGGAUCUAUUAGUGUCUCCCACUGAAGAUUAUAUUAAACAUGACUUUUUAAUUGUUUUUGAACCAACUGAUACAUCGUCCUAUUGAUGCUAGUUAAAAAAUAGUGCUACUCAUGUUUUAUGAAGAAAAAUGUUGCUUUUAGGUAUGAACGGUUUGUAACUGCACUUGAGGAAGCAAUAAAGGACAUGCUACCAAAUCUUAAAGACAAGGCAAUGAAGACAGUGUUCAUUCUUUUGAAGAGCAAACCGGAACAAGAACGAAAACUGCUUACAGCUCUUGUAAAUAAACUUGGGGAUCCUGACAGGAAAGCAGCAUCUGGGGCUUUGUACCACUUGUCUUGCCUUUUGUCUGCACAUCCUAACAUGACGGCAGUGGUGAUUGAUGAAGUGGAUUCCUUAAUCUUCAGACCAUCUAUUGGACUACGUGCAAAAUAUCAAGCUGUUAAUUUCUUAAGUCAGAUUUUUCUCAGCAAAAAAGGGGAUGGACCUAAAGUUGCUAGACGGUUGAUUGAUAUAUAUUUUGCGCUUUUUAAGGUACUAAUUUCAGAGGCAAAAGAUGGCAAGAGCAGCAAGAAUGAAAAAAAAAGUGGUUUAGAUGCAAAGGGAAAGCGCAAAAGCGGAAAAAGUGGUUCACUGAAAACACUCAAGAAGAAUAAUGAUGAUGAGGCUUCAGAGUCCAAUAUUGAGAUGGAUUCCCGUCUUCUAUCUGUACUGCUUACUGGGGUAAAUAGAGCAUUUCCAUUUGUUGCAAGUGAUGAUGCUGAAAGCAUCAUUGAGGAUCAAACACCUGUACUAUUUAGAUUGGUCCAUUCUAAGAAUUUUAACGUGGGUGUUCAGGCACUGAUGCUGUUAUAUCAGAUAUCUUCUAAGAAUCAGAUUGUUAGUGACCGGUUCUAUCGGGCUCUCUAUGCAAAGUUACUCACUCCUGCUGCAGUGAGUUCAUCAAAGCCUGAAAUGUUCCUUGGGUUAUUGUUCAAAGCAAUGAAGAAUGACUUGAACAUGAAGCGUGUAGCGGCUUUUUCGAAGCGACUUCUGCAGGUUGCACUUCAAAGGCCUCCACAUUAUGCCUGUGGAUGCUUGUUUAUGAUGUCUGAGCUUCUAAAGGCGAAACCACCUUUGUGGGGUACUGUCUUACAAACUGAGACUGUUGACGAUGAUAUAGAGCACUUCAAUGACAUAAUAGAAGAUCCUGAAGAUAUCAUCAUAGAGCAGUCUUCUAAAUUAAUAAAAUCGGGUGCUUCUUCUGUGUCACAAAAUAAUAAAAAACGACAAGAGUACGAGGAUGAUGACUCUGAAGCUGAAACUAGUUUGAAAGGUGUUUCAAAAAUCAAUGCAGUGGGAAAGCAACAGAGCGUUGAUAAUCAACCACUUAAUCCAGGUCCAGGGUUGAUACUUCCUGCAGGCUACAAUCCACGGCAUAGAGAACCAAUUUACUGCAAUGCAGACUGUGCGAGUUGGUGGGAGCUGACAAUAUUGGCUUCUCAUGUGCACCCAUCAGUGGCAACGAUGUCUAGAACUCUGUUAUCAGGUGCAACCAUUGUUUACAAUGGAGAUCCUCUGAAUGAUUUAUCUCUUACUUCAUUUAUCGACAAGUUUAUGGAGAAGAAACCAAAGCCCAAUCGAAAAACUGAAGGUAGCUGGUAUGGUGGCUCCAAAAUUGCACCGGCUAGAAAGAUUGAUGUGAACAGUCAUCUCAUUGGUGAUGAGAUUCUACAGCUAGCAGAAGACGAAGUGGCCCCUGAAGAUGUUGUUUUCCACAGAUUCUACAUGAAUAAAUCAAAGUCAUCCAAGAAGAAGCCUAAGGCGAAAAAAGCUUCAAAUAACGCAGAGGAUGUAGACGAUCUCUUGUUGGAUGCAGACAGCAGCACUGAUGAUGAGGAGAUUGAUAAUAUCAUGGGUUCUGGGAAUCUUCCAGUGGAAAAUGCUGAUGGAGAUUUUGACUAUGAUGAUCUGGACAGAAUUGCAGGUGAGGAUGAUGAGGAAUUGCUUGGAAAUGACAGCGAUGCAGAAUUAGAUCCUUCAGACAAUCGUAGUUCACGUGAAAAUGGCAGUGGCGAUGAAGAUGAUAAUCAUUUCAGCGAUGGCAGUCUUGAUAUUUUAAGUGAUGGUUCCGAAGACAGUGGAGAUAAGCUUCAGGAUUAUGGUAGUGAUGGUUCUGAAGAUGGUGGAGAUAAGCUUCAGGAUUAUGGUAGCGAUGGUUCUGAUGACGUUGACGCUGAUAAUGAUGUUGAUGAUCAUCAUCAUCAUCGUAAAGGAUCUAAGGAAAUCAAAAAAGUUGCCAAGGGAGAGAAGAGAAAGUCACAUGGGAAGUCUCGAGCAUCACCAUUUGCUAGUCUUGAAGAAUAUGAGCACCUUUUAAGCGAAAAAGACGAUAACAGUAAGCAGAAAUCACUUAGGAAGAAAAGGAAGAAACUAUCUAGUUGAGCAUUGAACAAAGACAUACGGGUGUCUUUUCCUUUUACCUUGUUCUUGUAAUUGACACAGGUAUGGUUAUAUUUAAGAUGAUCCAAGUUAAAUACACGGCUAAAGAAAUAAGACGACAAUCAGGGGGAAAGAACAUCUUACAGUUUUAGCGGGGGAUAACAAGAGUGUCUAAAAAACUCACUUCGAAAGGGUGAGACAGUUUUUCUUGGGGGCAGAGUCUGGUUCCCUUGCUCCAAAAGACAAUCUUCAUCUCACUUAGUUUCAGAUUAUCUGUUUGCUUGUGUUGGGAGGUUAAUGGCAGGAAUUACUAUGCCAAUAUGUAUGAAACACCAAAUAUUGUUUGAACUAUUUAUAACAGAUUACCAAUUUUGAACUCA
Molecule: messenger RNA, 2958 nt
Organism: Zingiber officinale
Lineage: Eukaryota; Viridiplantae; Streptophyta; Magnoliopsida; Zingiberales; Zingiberaceae
Product: CCAAT/enhancer-binding protein zeta-like
Exons: 13
Coding region: 278-2581 (767 amino acids)
Cellular component (GO): nucleus
Source: RefSeq, a predicted model, not a curated record